AUGCCCGCCAAUGACGCGGAGACCAUCCGGAUUCUCGUCUCCACCGACAACCAUGUCGGGUACAAUGAGAGAGAUCCCAUUCGGGGUGAUGACAGCUGGAAGAGCUUCCACGAGGUGAUGUGCCUCGCCAAGGAACUAGACGUCGACAUGGUGCUGCUGGCGGGCGACCUCUUUCAUGAGAACAAGCCGUCGCGCAAAUCCAUGUACCAGGUCAUGCGCUCGAUUCGAAUGAACUGUUUUGGGGACAAGCCUUGCGAGCUGGAGAUGCUCAGCGAUGCCAGUGAGACCUUCCAGGGCGCAUUCAACCAUGUCAACUACGAGGAUCUGGACAUGAACGUGGCCAUCCCCAUAUUUUCGAUCCACGGGAACCAUGACGAUCCCUCGGGAGAAGGACAUCUGGCAGCGCUCGACCUGCUACAGGUGUCUGGCCUGCUCAACUACUACGGCCGGACUCCGGAGUCAGAUAAUAUCCAGAUCAAGCCGGUCUUGCUGCAGAAGGGCCGCACCAAGCUCGCCCUCUAUGGCAUGAGCAAUGUCCGUGACGAGCGCCUGUUUCGUACCUUCCGGGAUGGCAAGGUCAAAUUUUUCCAACCGUCCGUUCAAAAAAGUGACUGGUUCAAUUUGAUGUCGGUGCACCAGAAUCACCAUGCCUACACAGAGAAGGGGUAUCUUCCUGAAAACUUUCUGCCCGAGUUCCUCGAUCUCGUCAUUUGGGGCCAUGAGCAUGAAUGCUUGAUCAACCCUCGACUCAAUCCAGAAACAAAAUUCCACGUCAUGCAGCCGGGAUCGUCAGUCGCCACGUCUCUGGUCCCGGGCGAGGCCGUGCCGAAACAGGUUGCGAUCCUGAGUAUUACAGGCCGGGAAUUUACGUCGGAGCCCGUUCGAUUGAAAUCGGUGCGGCCAUUUGUGAUGCGGGAGAUCGUGCUAUCCGAAGAGAAAGGGGCCCAAAAGCUUGCGCGCAAGGAGAACAACCGCACCGAAGUGACACGGUUCCUCAUGUCGAUUGUUGAGGAAUUAAUCGAAGAAGCCAAAGCAGAGUGGCGGGAGAUGCAUGGUGAUCAGGUUGACGAGGCAGAUGACGAGACCCGCGAGAUUCCUCUUCCCCUCGUGCGGCUUCGUGUUGAGAUCUCAACCCCAGAGGGUGGGAGCUACGACUGUGAAAACCCGCAACGAUUCUCGAAUCGAUUUGUGGGUAAAGUUGCCAACGUCAAUGAUGUGGUCCAGUUCUACCGAAAGAAGAAGAAUGCAAUCUCGCGAAAGGGUAACGACACCGUCGAUGAGGCGAAUGUCUCCCACCUGUCGGCUCUAGACACCGUCAAGGUGGAGCAGCUGGUGCGCGAGCUUCUUUCGGCACAGUCGCUGAGUAUCCUCCCCCAAAACUCAUUUGGGGAUGCCGUGGCCCAGUUCAUCGACAAGGAUGAUAAACAUGCAAUGGAAAUGUUUGUGAACGAUUCCCUUGAGAGCCAGGUGAAACAUUUGAUGGCCCUGGAUCGGGAUGGUGACGAGAUGGAUGAUGAGGAGAGAGCACAGAGCUCCCUAGUCAACGCUAUGGAGAAGUACCGCACCCAGAUGGAAGAAUUGUUCACCAAAGGGGUUAAAAAACGGACCCGCGGCAAGAAACGAUUCAAACCCAAGCCUGACGGCUGGGACACCGAGUUUGAUGGCGUGUGGGAGGACCAGCCCGGUGCGCUCAUCCACUCAGACAACGAAGGUGGCGAUCCUGCAGAGGAAGAAGCAGGUGAAGAUGGAACUGCACCAGCCCGGAGUCGAACCACAACGACAACCUCGACUCGUGGUCGCGGCAGAGGCCGUGGAGGUCGCGGUGCAGCUGCUGGCAGCCGAGGCGCAGCCAAAGCCACACCUGCGUCUACCACUCGAGGCCGCAAGAAAGAAGUAGUCUCCGAAUCCGAGUCCGGGGGAGAUGAUGAUGUGAUCAUGAUUGACGACGACGAUGAUAACGGGGUCAACGCCGUAUCUGAGGACGACGACUCCCAAGCGUUGUUUGUCAAGCAACCGCGCGCUGCCACCAGAGGAACACGCAAAGCCGCGCCCACCAGCACAACCACUACGCAGCGCCGCGGCGGACGCGUGGCGGCCUCGCCCGCACCAUCCUCAGCGACCGUCGGAGGGACGGCCACUCGCCGAGGCGCUGCUCGAUCCGCCAAGCCAGCCCAGACAAUGCUCAAUUUCUCCGGCUCGCAGGCCAGUGCACCUCGUUCAACGCGGAGGUCCAAUGUUAUCAGCGACAUUGAUGACGAUGACGACGACGAUGCCUUUGAGCCGAUGGUCAGUUCCAGCUCCAGACGGCGGUGA
Molecule: messenger RNA, 2313 nt
Organism: Penicillium lagena
Lineage: Eukaryota; Fungi; Ascomycota; Eurotiomycetes; Eurotiales; Aspergillaceae
Product: MRX complex nuclease subunit
Exons: 2
Coding region: 1-2313 (770 amino acids)
Biological process (GO): mitotic intra-S DNA damage checkpoint signaling; double-strand break repair via homologous recombination; telomere maintenance
Cellular component (GO): Mre11 complex; nucleus
Molecular function (GO): 3'-5'-DNA exonuclease activity; DNA endonuclease activity; manganese ion binding
Source: RefSeq, a predicted model, not a curated record